AUGUCGGACUCUUUCUUUGGUUUCGACACUACAUUACCACCUUUAAAUUCUGACCAGUCGACUGGACUAAGUCGAACUGGGGAGGAUUAUGGGGUUUAUGAUUAUGAACAAAACAUUGACUUAGAUCAGUUAGAAGAAGAAGCUGACGAUUUAAAUGCCGAAACAUUUGGAGAUGUCGGGGACAUCGGACAGGAUUUUGAUUUUACGGAAAGUACGGCAAAAAUUGUAGACACGAUAAAAAAAGAGGAGGAAAUUUAUGUUGGCCGACGGGAAAGCACCACGUCAGACAAGGGCGAGGAACAAUCCAAACGAAGACCAUCGUACGCGGCUUUAUGGGGAAAUGAUUCAGAUGUCAUUUUUAAUGGCAAAAACAAUCAUUCAAACGAGAUAGUAGGUGCUCCAUCAUUAUCCGAGUCCCCAAUAAGUCCUUCUAUAUGGGGGUCAUUUCAUGCGCCAUCAAGUCGUACAGAAGGCGGUAUUAUUCCUACUUCCUUCGAAAAUUCCCAUCAUUAUACACCCCCUCAAACGUCACCACCACCACUAGGAUUUGGUCCUCCUUUACAUACUUCUGUACGUUCGCCAAUGUCGCUCGAGGAAAUUGAAGCGCAAUUGCACAGACAGGCUGGGGUACCCGAAAAGAGAAUGUUGAGCUUGGCAGAGGUUGAAGCCGCCUUGAUGAGCGUUAAUGGUCGGCCGCCACCACCACAACAUUUAAUGUAUUCUACCAACGAAGCUACUUUUAGAGAUCAAGAAAAUUUGGCCUUUUUAGAACAAGAAGCAGCUUACCGAGAACAAGAGGCUCUGUUAUUUCAUAAGGAAAAAAAACGAAGAGAUAAGCAACGAAAGUUGUCUCGAUAUAAUGGUCUAAUGACACAAAGUGACAAGGAUUUCAUUAAUCGCAUUCAAAUAUCACAACUUGUAACGGACGAUCCUUAUGCAGAUGACUUUUAUUAUCAAGUAUAUACUGCUAUACGAUCUCGCCAGCCACAACCUUCAAUAUCCACUUUUUCACCUCAACUCGGAGGAUCUGGUUUCAUGGGACACGAACGAGGGCGUCAUCGAAGCAGAGGAUCCGAAAGUGGGCUAUUGAAGAUGCAACAACAAGUGUUAAGGAUUGUUAAUGAUGCAAGAAGAAAACCAAAGCUAACACAACUAUCACUGGAGGGUGCUCUAGGUAAAAUUGCUCUUAAUUCUGUACGUAAUCCUAGACAAUUAUUGCAAGUUUCAUCAAAGAGCAAUGACAUUCAUCACGUGGGUCCUAGCAAUGGUAGUGGUAGUGUUCAUAGUCAGCAUCAAAAAAUUCCGUCAAUUUCAUCGCAUGGUGUUAUAGAUCAUCGAAAGAUUUUAAAGUCUAUCGAAAACGUAUAUACUGCUGUAUUGGCAUUAGAAGAAUUGAGACGAAAUCAGCCACCACUGCCAAGACCAUAUGCUGAUCACGAAAGAGUGGCCGUUGAAAGAUGGAAUGAAGAGUAUGUUGAACUCGCAAAAACGAUGUGGGAAGAACUAAGAGUAACAGAAAUGAAUGUAUGCAAAGGUGCAAUUUGGGGACCUCAAGGAAAUGUUAGUCCAGCAAUGUUGGAAGAAGUUGAACUGUUUAUGAACACUGUUGUUCCACCUUUGCUACAAUUUGUUGCAGAAUCCCCAUUAAGAAUUGUGAUUGGACUGUUUGGAUUAUUUAUCGAAAGGAAUAAUAUUGUAUGGGUGGCAAGAAGCAAGGUUGGCUUAGCGUUUUUAACAAUGUUUUUGAGUCGUGCUGAAAUUUUAAAACAAGGAGGCGGUGCCAUGCAAGGAUUACCACCACCAGAAGAACUGGAGAUGAUACAAUGGCAAGAUUUAUAUAAUCGAUUAUUCAGUCUUCUACAAAAUCAUUUCUUAUCAUUGUACCCACCGUUCAUGAUUGGAAUCGAUGAUAUGUAUGUGUGGCAGUUUCUCGCUGCAAUGGCUGUUGGUGCAUCCACGGAACAACAACACGUGCUGGUUACUGAAGUGAGGGAAAGAGUACUUGAAACUGUGAUACAAGCCUCAAGGCUAUCAGCAGACAAAGCAUCUCAUAAAAUUGCCAAUGUAAACUUAUUCUUGAAUGCAUUAGGACUUGACGCAUCACAGCUUAAAAACUUUGAAGAAGAAUACAGUCUUCACACUAAUCCUCAAGAUAUAGGGAAUGGAGAGGAACUACCUGAAGAUCCCAUUCAAGAUCAUCGGCCACGAUUAUUAAUUAUGGGCCAGAGGAGAAGUGGGAAAUCCAGCAUCCAAAAAGUUGUGUUUCAUAAAAUGCCAGCAAAUGAAACAUUAUUUCUUGAAAGUACUAAUAAGAUAGUCAAAGAGGAUAUCACGUCAUUCAUUGAUUUUCAAGUUUGGGACUUUCCAGGACAAAUUAAUUAUUUUGACUCGGCUUAUGAUUCAAAUAUGAUAUUUGGAGAAUAUGGAGCAUUAAUUUUUGUUAUCGACGCACAAGACGAUUACAUUGAGGCUUUAAAUCGCCUUCAUCAUACUGUAACGCGUGCAUAUAAAGUCAACCCUGACCUUUCUUUCGAAGUAUUUAUACACAAAGUAGACGCAUUAUCUGAUGAGUACAAAAUUGAUACGCAACGUGAUAUUCAACAACGAAUUACAGAUGAAUUAGCAGAUUAUGACUUGGAGCAUGUUCACCUAAACUUUUACUUAACUAGUAUUUACGACCAUUCAAUUUUUGAAGCAUUUAGCAAAGUAAUUCAAAAACUUAUACCUCAAUUGCCAACAUUAGAAAAUUUGUUGAAUAUCUUGUGCGCGAAUUCUGGCAUAGAAAAGGCUUUUCUGUUUGAUGUCAAUUCCAAAAUUUAUAUAGCAACUGAUAGCUCACCCGUAGAUAUGCAAUCUUAUGAAAUUUGUAGUGACAUGAUUGAUGUAAUCGUUGACAUAUCUGAAAUUUAUGGUCGAACAAAUUCAUACCGCUUUACCAACGAUGAUUUUGAUCAAUCACAAACUGAUACCAAUGGACAUUCGGGCAACUAUGGUACAACCACUGAAACCGCAAAUGAUGCAUCAUCAUUGAUUAAACUGAAUAAUGGGAUGAUAUUAUGUCUCAGAGGUGUCAACAGAUUUCUCGCACUGGUCUGCCUCCUUCGAUCCGAUAAUUUUGAAAAGCAUGGAUUAAUAGAUUAUAAUUUUCAAUGCUUUAAAGAAGCAAUAGCAGAUGUGUUUGAACUGAAACGUCGUAAUGCGGAGAGAAUGAAGCAUGAAAGGAUGGGAUUAAUAGAAAAUGUAGAUGAUAACGUGGGAGGAUAG
This is a messenger RNA of Dentiscutata erythropus, 3264 nucleotides long. Lineage: Eukaryota; Fungi; Glomeromycota; Glomeromycetes; Diversisporales; Gigasporaceae. The record is from the annotation of a GenBank genome assembly.